UAGUACUGCAACUCCUUCGCCAACCUGAUCUCCCAAGCUUACCAAACUUGUAAGUCAUAGAUCACUAGUGAUCAUAAGUUAUAAACAAGACGCUCAGAGAACAAUCUCAUAUUGUUAGCUGAGAUUAUAAAAAUGAAGAAGGUGUUUUCAAUGGAAAGCUCCCUCCUUUGCUUAGCAUUGCUUCUGCAACUAUUCUUGUUGGGUGAUUGUUCUUUCAUAACAGAGUGGACAAGAAACACUCCCCGAAGAAUCAAUGGCGAAGUACCUGCAUCGUCUCCUCGGCUGCAGUUACGGAUUGAAGAACAAUAUGUUGUGAUGAACAAUGGCCUCCUCCAAGUCAACUUAUCAAAGCCGGGAGGAUUCAUUACUGGUAUAAGUUACAAUGGAGCUGAUAAUUUAUUGGAGAAUCGAGACAAGGAAGACAGUAGAGGCUAUUGGGAUCUUGUGUGGAGAAGGCCUAAUACUGGAUCCAAAGCAGGAACAUAUGAAAAGGUCCAUGGGCAAAAUUUCAAGGUCAUAUUGGAAAAGGAAGAACAAAUUGAGCUUUCAUUCACAAUGACAUGGGAUUCCUCUACUGGAGACAAAAGUGUUCCCUUAAAUAUAGACAAAAGGUUUGUAAUGCUAUCAGGUCGCUCUGGUUUCUACUCAUACGCCAUUUAUGAGCAUUUGAAAGGAUGGCCCGAUUUCACCUUGACAGAAACCAGAAUUGCUUUCAAGCUCAGCCAAGACUUGUUUCACUACAUGGCCGUAUCGGAUAAGAGGCAAAGGAUCAUGCCCACAUUAGAAGACCGGGCAAAUGGUCAACCCUUGGCAUACCCCGAAGCAGUUAAAUUGACAAAUCCAAGCAAUCCUGAACUCAAGGGAGAGGUUGAUGACAAGUACCAGUACUCCUGUGACAUUAAAGACAGUAAGGUCCAUGGUUGGAUCAGCUUCAACCCUCCCCUGGGAUUCUGGAUGAUCAAUCCGAGCGGUGAGUCCGGUAUAGGUGGGCCUGUCAAGCAGGACCUCACCUCCCAUGUAGGCCCCACAACACUUGCGAUGUUUGUUAGUAAUCACUACUCUGGUGAGGAUCUAUCAGUGAAGUUCAGUAAUGGAGAGCAAUGGAAAAAGGUUCUUGGCCCUGUUUACAUAUAUCUUAACUCGGCCUCUGAUGGAGAACAUGCCACUAAACUUUGGGAUGAUGCAAAACAACAGAUGAUGAAAGAGGUACAAAACUGGCCAUACGGUUUCCCAGCUUCAGAUGACUUCCCUUCUUUGGAUAAGCGUGGGAGUGUUAGUGGUCAAUUAUUUAUCCAAGACAGGUUCCUUCAUAAGCAGAAUAUACCUGCAGAUUCUGCCUACUUGGGUUUGGCUGCACCAGGAAAUGUUGGAUCUUGGCAAAGAGAAAACAAGGGUUACCAGUUCUGGACUAGAGCUAAUACCGAUGGAUCUUUCUCCAUAAAUGGUGUUAGACCUGGAAAUUAUAAUCUUUAUGGAUGGAUUCCCGGUUUUAUUGGAGAUUACAAAUAUGAAGCUCAUAUUACCAUAACCCCAGGAUCCAAAUUAAAUCUGGGUAAUCUUAUAUAUGAACCACCAAGGCAAGGUCCUACCUUGUGGGAGAUUGGAGUCCCUGAUCGUACCGCAGCGGAAUUUUUCGUGCCUAGUCCUAAUCCAAACUAUAUAAAUAAACUUUAUCUCCGUAAUCCAAACGGCAAUGGUAAAGGUUCAGAAGCUGUGGAUACAUUUAGACAAUAUGGGUUGUGGGAGAGAUAUGCAGAAUUGCAUCCUAAUGAAGACCUUGUGUACACUAUUGGUACUAGUAACCACAGCAAAGACUGGUUCUUUGCUCAUGUUGAUAGAAGGAUUGAUAACAACACAUUCAAGGCAACCACAUGGCGGAUUAUCUUCAAACUUUACAAUAAGACCAGAAACCCAAAUGAAACUUAUAUGCUGAGGUUGGCAAUCGCUUCUGCUUCAAAUUCUGAACUGCAGGUUCGGUUCAACAAUCUGAAUGUGAAUCCUCCUCACUUCACAACUGGGUUAAUAGGAAGGGACAAUGCAAUCGCAAGACAUGGAAUCCAUGGACUAUAUUGGCUUUACAACAUUCAGAUAAGGAGUGAUUGGCUUACUGUUGGAGAAAAUAUCAUAUAUUUGACUCAAACAAGACAUAUAACCCCUUUCCAAGGAAUCAUGUAUGAUUAUAUCCGUUUGGAAGGGCCUUCUACUUUUAGUUGAAACGAUGUUAGUCAGGUUGAUGAUUUAGGGAAAGGGGUUCCCAAAAUCAAUACAUGCAUUCACUGGGGGCCAAAGGGCAAUAAAUGGGUUAUAAGAGGAACCAGCUAGUUUAGCAGGGCUAGCUUGAGUCCUGAACCCCAUUGUCUAGUAUAGUUACAAGCCCCAUAUUUCACUAUGUUAUAGGUCUAUUUACCAAUUAAUAAAGUUUCUUUCAUCUC
This is a messenger RNA of Macadamia integrifolia, 2432 nucleotides long. Its product is annotated as rhamnogalacturonate lyase-like. Lineage: Eukaryota; Viridiplantae; Streptophyta; Magnoliopsida; Proteales; Proteaceae. The record is from RefSeq and is a predicted model, not a curated record. The transcript has 17 exons. Gene Ontology annotation, molecular function: carbohydrate binding; catalytic activity. The coding region runs from base 133 to 2214 and encodes 693 amino acids. Gene Ontology annotation, biological process: carbohydrate metabolic process.